Molecule: messenger RNA, 804 nt
Organism: Colletotrichum phormii
Lineage: Eukaryota; Fungi; Ascomycota; Sordariomycetes; Glomerellales; Glomerellaceae
Exons: 3
Coding region: 1-804 (267 amino acids)
Source: RefSeq, a predicted model, not a curated record
AUGGAUCCAUUCACAGCGCUCGGGUUAGCGGCCGCCAUUAUACAAUUUGUCGAGUUUGGAGCGAAGCUGGUCUCUAACAGCCGUGAGAUAUACGUAUCCACCGAUGGGCGCACGAAGGAGCACGAGACCCUGGAUGAGAUCUGCUCAGACCUCCGUUUCCUGGUGGACGACAUUGACGAAGCCGCCGACCUUGCGGGCGAACCGACAAAAAGGAUCGACGAAGAGGUGGCACUGCGCAAGCUUGCGGAAAAAUGCAGGAACACAGCUUUGGAGCUACAGAGCCUUCUGAAGAGCCUGUACUGCACGCCCGGCGGGCGGGUUGCUAGUUUAAAACAAGCCUUGAGGGCGGCUUGGGGCAAGCGCAAAGUCGACGAUGUAGAGGCGAGGCUCAAGGAGUAUCGGCAGGAGCUCAUGACACAUCUUGUCGCCAUCACGAGCAACCAGCAAUCGAGCGUGCUGCGCGAACUUAGGACGCUGAAGGAAGCCACUCUGUCGAUGCAAUCGAAUCACUCAGACGUUUCCUUCCAACAGACAUUUCUUCGGGGACUGUACUUUCGAUCGAUGCCGGCUCGUCACCACGGCAUAGCUGAGGCACAUCAGAAGACAUUCAACUGGGUGUUCGGCCGUACAGGUUUGCAGCGAGCGGCAGCAGUUCACGUCAGCAAUCUCACAGACUGGCUCGAGUUAGGCAAGGGAAUUUAUUGGAUAUCUGGCAAAGCAGGCUCCGGCAAGUCUACUCUUAUGAAGCAUCUUGGAGAUCACUCGCGCACAGCGGAGCUUCUCUCCACAUGGGCCGAGCCCUAG